Molecule: messenger RNA, 1827 nt
Organism: Fusarium sp. VM40
Lineage: Eukaryota; Fungi; Ascomycota; Sordariomycetes; Hypocreales; Nectriaceae
Source: the annotation of a GenBank genome assembly
AUGGAGGAACCAAACAUUACCCAAUCGGGCCAUCGUGUCACCUCUGGCUGGACGUUCUCCUUCUCCAACGACAAUGACAAGCUUUCUGAGGACUCUGGUGGAAGGUCCAUGAUGCAGGUCCCGGAGGACACAACACCAGCAAAGGACUGUCAAGCUGCUCAGUCAGCACUCGGCGCAUGCCGCCAAGCAACACCAAACCGUGUCACAACUGCCGUCGUCGACGCCUGCGCUGCGACCGUUCAUGGCCGACAUGCCACAAAUGUGCGGUUUCGGGGCAGGAAUGCCUCGGGUAUGGCAAGGUCUUCGUCUGGACUCAAGGCAUCGACUCCCAAGGGAACGUCAAUCCGCCUCCCGGACGGAGACUGGCCGACGAUUCUGACAGUUCCGCGACCGCCUCUGCUUCACCUCCGGGUAGUUAUCCAGGCCAAACAUCCUCUGGCGCGUUUAGUUCAGCAGGCCCAGCAAGCUGCUCAAGAGGCUGAAGACUUGAAUCAGAGUCAACAACAGCGGUCUGCGCAGAAUGACGACUUGCCAACAUCCAGCGACACCAUGGACUGGUCCCCUCCCACUGGUACACUUACAGAUCCUUUGUUCCAGGACCUUGACCAUGCCUCACGAUCCUACCUUGCUCAUUUCUCUGAAAGGGUCUGCAAAGAUCUUGUGGUCCGAGACACGCCUGAGAGUAACCCCUUCCGCGAGUUGAUACCCUUGACGCGGAAACACCCGCUUCUAUUGCAGGUUAUCAUUGCGACUUCAGCUAUCCAUUGGUCCAAUAUCGUCCGCCGUUUUGAAAUCCCUCCGGGCAUGACUGAUUCUACCGGGAUUGUUACUAUGCUACGCUCAAGAGACCUUGUGACACAAAAGGCUCUCAUCGAUGCCUUGACGGCAAAGCAAAAGGCUAUGAGCCACAUGAGAGAAGUUCUCGACACCCUUGACCCGGCUGGUAGUGAAGUGGCACUGGCUGCCAUGCAUUUCUUCAUCAAAUUUGACUUGAUUGAUUUGAACAAGCCGGACAAUCAGAGCUGGAGGGCCCACCUUGAAGGCGCCACGAGUAUCAUGGCACUGCUUAACCCGGAUAGUAACCCUAACGCAUCUAGUAGAAUAUUGCGGGACCGUGUCAUUACUGACAGCUUCAUUUAUAACAUUUUGGGCUCGACAUUGACCUCAGGAGGACUUGCAGCUCGCGUUGCACGACAGGCUUUUCAAUUCUUGCCCGUUAUGAAACGAGUAGAGCUGACAAGCCACUUGUCUUGCCCUCCCGAGAUCCUCAAUAUCAUCCUCUCUGCAUCAGAGCUGUCUCACGAAGUACCAUGGACGGAUCAGUCUUUGGGGGCGGCAGACAAAGCAAUAGCUCUGAUAGACGAGGCCCUUGCUGUCGAUAUUGUCGCUUGGGCAGAUUACUUGCGGCAACACAACCUGAUUCAAGACCUUGACAGCCGAGUGCAUCUAGCUGCAGCCCACAGGUCAGCGGCAUGUCUAUACAUCCUUCAAGCGUUACCGCUAGUUCGGUCAGUGCGGUCUGUCGACACCGAUUUUCUGUUGGACGACGUUUUGAACAAUUUAACCGCUAUCGAUGACAACGACCCAUACUUUAAGGCCUCAUCGUGGCCAACCUUCGUUGCAGGGGCCGAGACACGAGACCCUGAAAGACGCAUGUGGGCCCUGAGAAGAUUGUUGUCCAUUUGGCAGAUUUGUCCGUGGGGGUAUCUCUUCACGGCAAUUGAAAUGCUUAAAGCAACUUGGGCUAUGCAGGAUACACGCGGUUCGGACAAUGUCAACUGGCUACAUGAUCUACGGGGAAUGGGGUUUGAAAAUCUGAUUGUCUGA